Messenger RNA from Paramecium tetraurelia, 1218 nucleotides. RefSeq lists its product as uncharacterized. The transcript is spliced from 2 exons. Lineage: Eukaryota; Ciliophora; Oligohymenophorea; Peniculida; Parameciidae. The record is from RefSeq and is a predicted model, not a curated record. Gene Ontology annotation, molecular function: protein serine/threonine kinase activity; ATP binding. Gene Ontology annotation, biological process: protein phosphorylation.
AUGAGGCAAUCUGUGAGUUUUUAAGAUAUAACUACUUUAUAACUCAAAAUAAGUACGCUAUAAUAGCAAGUCAAUUAAUUGACAAUAGAAAACAGCUCCUUGCAAUAGCAAUUGACAUUUUUAUAAAAGCAACUCUCCCUAUCUAAAUAGUCAGAAGAAGCAUCGUAAUAAAAGAUAAAAUAAUAUGAGCAGCUAUUAUAAGAGUAGAAUCUGUAAUUUUAAGAAGCUCUAGCUAAGUCCUCCGAAAUUCCAAAGCAAUUACAGGAAUAGCUGAAAGUGGUUUUGGAUGAGAAAGAUAGCCUAUUGAAUGAUUUCAAGGAAUAAACAUGGAUUUACAAAAAAACCAUAAACAACUAUGAAUCUCUAACUGCUUAGGUGCAAACUGUGUUUUCAGACAAACAAUAAAGAAAACUCAAAGUUACAGGGCUUAUGGAGCAAUUAUUAUCGCAAUAAUAUAAAAUCACAAAUUGGAAAUUGAAUCCAUAAAUUUAAUAUGAGAAGCAAGAGUUUGAAGUAUUCGAGAUUAAAAUUGGAAAACACAUGAAUAAGAUUCUGGAUAAAAAAUUGUUCUUUUUAGCAAAUGAGGGAUUGCAGAUUGAUAGCCUUGGGAAAAUGCAAGCAUUGGUCUCACUUAAACCUAAUGUAGUAGCAGAUCUUCAAGUGGGGUACAUUAUUGAAGUAUAGACUACCGAUGAUCAAUCCUUAAAAUCCAAAUAUUUGCUAAGGAGAGAACCAAAACAAGAAACCUUAUCAUAAGGAUACCAGAAGAAGUAAGAGGCAAUACAAUAAUCUAUGAAUAAUAUGUUGUGUUCAGCUUUAUUAGAAAGAUUAAGAAAAAGAUAACCAAUUUAUGAUGAAUUUAAAGAUUAUGGAAUCUAAAGAUAAUUUAUGUUGAAGGCUACAAAUUUAAAACUGUAUUAUUAUUGUGAAAUGAUAGAGGAAGGAGAAUUCUAGAAGUUCAAUGGGGGAAAUAUUGAGCCUGUGAUUAAUUCUGAAUUAGAGGACUUUAUUAAUUUUUUCACUUUUGAUUCCUUUUAGGAUAUAGAUGAAAAAUUAGUAGUUAGUCAUAUGCAAAGAUUUGGAUGUUAUUUCCAUGAUAUGAUAGUAUCCACCUUUAUAGGAGUGUUCUCUCAGUAUGAUUAAGGAAAACAGGAGGUGGUGUACACAAUCAAGAAUUUAGAAAAGGCUCUUGGAUUUUCAUCAUAAACCAUAAAAUGA